Messenger RNA from Laccaria bicolor S238N-H82, 1515 nucleotides. Its product is annotated as microfibrillar-associated protein MFAP1, Zn finger, CCHC type protein. The transcript has 5 exons. Gene Ontology annotation, molecular function: RNA binding. The record is from RefSeq and is a predicted model, not a curated record. Gene Ontology annotation, biological process: mRNA splicing, via spliceosome. NCBI's taxonomy places the organism in Eukaryota, Fungi, Basidiomycota, Agaricomycetes, Agaricales, Hydnangiaceae. The coding region runs from base 1 to 1470 and encodes 489 amino acids. Gene Ontology annotation, cellular component: U2-type spliceosomal complex.
AUGUCCUCAAUCCGCAAGGACGCCCCACGAUUACCUCGACCUGCUGCUCGUUACUGGAAAGGAAAGGCGCCGAAAGGUGCCGCUGAAGCUGGUUCUGACUCAGAAGAUGAAGCCACAGCAACACCUCUAGAAGAAGGGGAUGUUCCAAUUCAGGACCACCAGGAUGCUAGUGAAGAUGAGGAGGAAGAGGAUGGAAUCCAGCUACGUCGAGAUGUUGCAAAGUCCAAAUCAAUCAGCGUGGCUCUGAAGGACGUUAGUGUUUCUAAGGAGGGGAGAGUGAUCAUUGCAGGAAGGGAAGAAUCUGGUCGGACAGUUGUGGAGGCGGAAGGUAUGACUUAUCAUUAUUUAUUUCUGCUUUUCUGUCGAACCCGCGAGGCGAUUCUCAAGCUUAUUUGUAAAGAAUCUGAAGAAGAAGAGUCUGACGAAGAGCAAACUAAGCCUGGAAAAAAGUCCGCGGAAGGUUCAGCGGAGGAGUCGAGCGAAUACGAGUCUGAUUCUGAGGAAGAAGAGAAGCCAAAACUCCAAUUUAGGCCCGUCUUUGUUCCCAAGCGUGCGAGAAUCACCAUUUCUGAGAAGGAAGCUAUCGCUCAGGACACUCAAGAAGCUCUUGCAAAGAAAGAAGCCGAGGCAGAGGAGCGCCGGAAACAAAGCCAUGACCUCGUUGCGGAAAGUAUCAGGCGAGAAUUGGCUGAGAAGGAGAAGGACGAGGAGAUUCCCGACGUGGAUGACACAGAUGGCUUAGACCCGGCUGCUGAAUUUGAAGCAUGGCGAUUGAGAGAGUUGAACAGAAUCAAAACAGAGAAGGAGGAGGAGCUUCGCCGUGAAGAAGAACGCGAGGAGAUUGAGCGACGUAGAGCUAUGCCAGAGGAGCAGAGGAUGAAGGAAGAUCUGGAAAGGGCUCAAAAGCUGAGGGAAGAUAAGCCGAAAGGGCAACAAAAGUUCUUGCAAAAAUACUGGCACAAGGGAGCUUUCCAUCAGGACGAAGAGAUUCUCAAACGCCAUGAUUUUACGGAAGCAACUGAAUCUACGAUAGAUGUUUCCAUGCUGCCUAAAGUUAUGCAAGUAAAAAAUUUUGGCAAACGAAGCCGGACCAAAUACACCCAUCUCUUGGAUCAAGAUACAACUGCACCGUCAGGCGGGUUUGGUGGAACUGCUCCUGUAAGGGCCGGAGGGACAUCCCUCGACGGGGGUGGCUGUUUUCUUUGUGGUGGCCCGCAUCUGAAGAAAGAUUGUCCUCAAAAUACUGGACCUCUAUCUGAGCGUGGCAGUGGCGCGAAUGCAGGGCCCAUAGGAUCAAGGCAAUUUGGGGGAAGACGAGACCAAGGCUCGUGGCGUGAUGAUGAUGGCGAUGAACGCAUAGCGGCUCGAAAGGAUUAUCGUCGAGGAAAUGACCGAGCAGAAGAUGAUGUAGACAAUUACCACAGAUCGAGAUCACCUAAUGGUAGAGAGAAACGCCGGCGUGUUGGGUAGUAGUAGCCACUACUACUAGCCAGAUCAAAUUUAGUCUUGUGUUAA